This is a messenger RNA of Heterocephalus glaber (naked mole-rat), 7380 nucleotides long. The record is from RefSeq and is a predicted model, not a curated record. NCBI's taxonomy places the organism in Eukaryota, Metazoa, Chordata, Mammalia, Rodentia, Bathyergidae.
CCGCCGCCUGCGCCGCCGCUUUCGCCUUCCGGCCCCGCGUGGGCCCGGGCGCCGCCUCCCCCCGGCCUCCUUCUAGGCUGCGAUCAUGUAGACAAUUGUAAAUCAUGUGAAGAUGGGACUCUUGGUAUUUGUGCGCAACCUGCUGCUAGCCCUCUGCCUCUUUCUGGUACUGGGAUUUUUGUAUUAUUCUGCGUGGAAGCUGCACUUACUCCAGUGGGAAGACUCCAAUUCAGUGGUUCUUUCCUUUGACUCCGCUGGACAAACUCUAGGCUCAGAGUAUGAUCGGUUGGGCUUCCUCCUGAAACUGGACUCUAAACUGCCUGCUGAGUUAGCCACCAAGUACGCAAACUUUUCAGAGGGAACUUGCAAGCCUGGCUAUGCUUCAGCCCUGAUGACUGCCAUCUUUCCCCGGUUCUCCAAGCCAGCACCCAUGUUCCUGGAUGACUCCUUUCGCAAGUGGGCUAGGAUCCGGGAAUUUGUGCCACCUUUUGGAAUCAAAGGUCAAGACAAUCUGAUCAAAGCCAUCUUGUCAGUCACCAAAGAGUACCGUCUGACCCCUGCCUUGGACAGCCUCCGCUGCCGCCGCUGCAUCAUCGUGGGCAAUGGAGGUGUCCUUGCCAACAAGUCUCUGGGGUCACGAAUUGACGAUUAUGACAUUGUGGUCAGACUGAACUCAGCACCAGUGAAGGGCUUUGAGAAAGACGUGGGCAGCAAAACAACACUGCGCAUCACCUACCCAGAGGGUGCCAUGCAGAGGCCUGAGCAAUAUGAGCGUGAUUCUCUCUUUGUCCUUGCUGGCUUCAAGUGGCAGGAUUUCAAGUGGUUGAAGUACAUCGUCUACAAGGAGAGAGUGCCCUUUCCCAAGCAAGGCCAAGUUCAGGCAGUGUCAAGUAGGUAGCAAGGAAGAGAGAAGACAGAAGUCAGGUCCAGAAAUUCAGGUAGGUAGAACAGUAGGGAAAGUGGGCCCAUCUCAGAACUAGGCUGAAUGAGGCAACAGGGUGAUCAUCUGGCUUUAGACAGGCUCAGCUUCAAAGGCCCAGUGCCCACAUAACCAGUCAGAGUGGGAGCAGCCCGGCCAGGAAUUUAGCUCAGUGGUUUCGCUGCCUGUUGCACAAGCACAAGGACCAGAGUUCGAUCCCCGGUACCAAAAAAUCCAGAAUGGGAGCAGCCCCUGCUCUCAGAAUGCUAGCGCCCAAGUCACCAGUAUCCCCAGAGCCUUUCUCUUUGCCUUGAGGGCAAUAGAAUUGGAGUCACAGGUAAGCAUUUUGAAGGGAGAAAUGGAGGGAAAUUAAGUCCUCCUUAGUGAACCCCGGGGACCCUGGGGGCUGCUUUUUCACUCUGGCCUCCUGCCCAUAUGCCCCCUCUCUUAGCAGUUCAUUUCUCUGCCCAUGGACACCUGUCCAAACCCGAAGCUUACCUCAGGGCAGGGCCUUGAUCCCUUUGGUUUUUGCCCCUCAGCACCCAGUCACCAUAAAUGAUCUGGAAUUAGUCUGGAAUUUGUUCAUACACCAGCUCCUACUUUCUGCUAGUUGGACUGGGAAAAGCCAGGCAGGGCAGAUUAGGAGGGCAAGCCAUAGGGGCCAGACCACCACGCUGACUGCUGAUACUUGUUCCCUCCAAGAGCACCAAGGUCAGUCAAGUCAGGGUUCCCGCAGUUCAUCCAAGGGAGAAAGGAAAGAACGAAAGGGAGGAGAAAGCCAGCUAGAGUCGGAGGACACAGGUAGCAGCAAGACUGAGAAGCUCCCAGCCCAGGCAGGUCGAGGUUCUACAGCAGAAAUGCACACUCAGACUGCUUCCCAGUCCUGUCCUGCCACGCUCAGGAAUCCAAGACCAGCCUUGUGCGAAUGACAACUCUAUCCCAGGGUGGGUCGGGGUGAGUGGGAAGGAGAUGGAGAAGAGUCCUGUGUAGUUCUGUGGGCUUUUCCUCAUGCCUUCAGAGUGAGCUGCCAGAGGAAUCCAGGGAUGCCUAUGGCCUGACCUUUCCUAUUAUCCAGAGUGGACUUUGUUUGGGUCCCUUGCUGUCUCAGUGGCCCCCUACAUAAUACCCUUUUCCACCCCAAGCUCAAGGCACUCCCAGGACUGCUCCAUGGUCUGCUUCACUUCUCCAGCCACUGAGACCCAAGUGAAUAUGAGCCAGGCUGCUUCUGUUUGGUGCCUUGCCACAGGGCCCAGCCACAGGCCUGCCCUGCUACUGCAAUGGUGUUUCUAGCCAUGCAGCCUCAGGCUGCUGGUGAGCUCUGCACCUGUCUGGAGCCUCACCUGCAAAAUUCUGGCAGGAGGCAGCUCAGUUCUGGAGCCAAGGCCUGGCUGGGCAAGAUUGGAACAGGUGUUAAGCCUCAAUCACAGGUGCUCCCUGCCACUAGCUAUGUGAGCAGUCACUCAGUGUGUGCUGUUCUCGUACCUGGAGUCCUGCUGGGGUAUGGAAAGGGUAGGGUGUGAAAAAGGGACAGGGUAGCCGGGGAUUUAGCUCAGUGGUUUUGCUCCCUGCUGCGCAAGCACAAGGACCCGAGUUCGAUCCCUGGUACAAAAAAAAAAACGGCGGGGGACAGGGUUGAUUCUACUCCUAUCUAGCUGGGGGCUCUCCUCUUCACCAUUUAUGGCCCUUUGGUUCCUUGAUUCACUGGAUAGUAGCACAGAUAACUCCAAACAAGUUCUUCAAAGGCCCUUUAUCUCCCCAUCCCAAGAGUCUUUACCAAGUUAUUGAGCAGGUACAAGAGCUCCUGGAAGGCCUUGUGUGCUCAGGGCAUCUCAGAAGAGCACCAGUGGACAGGUGAGUACCUGUGGAACCUGAGGCCAGGAGGGAGGGUGGAUCCCAGAACUAGAGGAUACAGCCAUAGGGAGAGGUGGUGGCCUCCAGCUCCUGUGAAACUCUCCUUGGAGGCAGAUCUGCCGCCAUCCCCUAUGCAUUCCAUGGGAAUCCAGAGAUGAAUCAACACUCUUACUGAUCCAGAAUUGCUCACAGUUUGGUGGAAGAAACAGUCCUGAAACAACAGUGAUGGUGCAGUGUACCAGGAGUCAUGAUGGGGAGACACUAAUGUGGCCCUGAGGGCAGCCUGGGAGGGGACAGGAGGAGGCAUCCUGGAGGAGGCACUGCUGAGCUGGCUGAGUGAGCCUGGUGAAGGUGAUAUAAGCAAAGGGAACCUCAUGUGAAGAGGCCCAGAGAGACCACACUCCAUUCAGGUCACUGAAUAAUACUAUGUGAGCUGAGCAGGGCGCAGUGCCAGCAGUGUAUCAGAGAAUGCUGCCAUGUGUCUCAAAUGCUGAGGGCUAUGCAUCCUCCUCCUGGUGCUGGAUGAAGGCUGGAGAUGCCCCAUUCCCUGUCCAAAGGAAGGGACCCUGGGGCCUGAAGUGAUGGGACAGGUGAGCGGCAGAGCUUCCCAUAGAGUCACCAGGCUGGGUCAGUGUGGGUAUGGUCCCAGCCCUGCAGUGGGAAGGAAGAACAUGAGGGCCUGGGAUAGUUUUGUUUUUGUUUUUGUUUUGUACUGUGGAUCAAACUCAGGACCUUGAGCUUGCGAGUCAGGUGCGGCACCACUGAGCUAAAUCCUCGGCCCUGCCCAGGAUAGUUUUGACAGAGGCUUGACCUUCAGCAGUAAGUUGGGAGGGAAGAAAGGGCAAGAUCACAGAGGCCAGCUAGGGCCUUCCAUUCAUGUUUGGGGGACUAGAUCUGUGAUUUCAGGAGCAAUGACAUGUUUUAAGAGAGGAAAACAGCUUAGGCUAUGAAGUUAUACAGACUUGGGUUUACAUUUAGACUCUUGGGGCUGGGCAUUUGGCUCAGUGGUUCCGUCACCUGCCUCGAAAGCACAAGGUCCCAAGUUCAAUCCCUGGUACCACACACACACAAAAAAAAAUACAUUUAGAGUCUGGUACUUAUUAGCUAAGGUUACCUUUGGCAAAUUAUUUGUCCCCUUAGAUUUAGUCUCACACAGCAGUAGUGGUACUAUCCAUCUUUUAGGGUUGUUUUAAAAUUAAGAUGGAACAGAGAAACACCCAGCACAGAGAACCUAGUAAGUUCCCAAUCUAGGGCAGUCGUUAAUGUUGGUGGUAUUGUUACAGUUAGAAAAGCCCUGUUGCACUAGAGAAUGAAGCAUUUGUCUGUCCAGGCUAUGUGGCCUGACCUAGGCAGUAACCUUAAAAUAGGCAAAGGCCAAGCCUAAAGGAAGGGGAGACUGAACCGCAGCAGCAGAGCUGAGCCAGCAGUCUGAGAAAUCUAAAGGGUAAACAGGGCCACCAGAUCUGAGUGUGAGGCCUCACUGAACCAGGCCCAAGCUGGGGAUUGGAUAUCCAUCUUCACCUGAGCCUCUUUCCUGUUCGGGCUUGAGAAGACUCUGCCCAGGAGGAGCCCAGCCUGGGUACUACCUCACCUUUGUGGACAGUCAGGCAGGGCCUAUAGCAUGGCCCUGACUGCAGAAACACCCUCGACUCCUCCAAGCCCCUCCAAGCUGAGCCCUCCUGGGAUAUAGCAUUCCUUUUGCAGCCAUCUCCAGUGGCCAUAGCUGUCUUUCUCAUGCUUCUCAUGCCCUGUGAGUGCUGGGAGGACUUCAUGCUCCCUUCCUAUACCGUGUCUGACUGUUGCUUCUCUACCCACAGGAGUGGGCCUUGUGUCAUCACCACCCUGUGCUUCUCUGCACUGCUGCCCAUCUGUGACCUCUUGGUUCUUCUGCCUCAUAAAAAUUGUCAUUGUCCUCUUCUUUUCCUGCCUGUCUUCUCCUUCUAUUCCUCCUUCUUAGUUUCUUUUCUUUCUCUCCUUCUUCCACUAUCACCAUCGUAGGUGUCAUUUAUUAAGCUCUUCAUUUCCCCAGCAUUCCUUGAAUUCCUUUAUUCAUUAUCAUAAUGACCCUAUUAGAUGAGUACUGUUGUCCCCAUUGUAGAGCUCAGGAAAUAAGCAGAGAGGGCAGGUUGCUUGCUUAAUAUCACCCAGCUAGGUAAGUGGUAGAGUUGAAGUUAAAUUCAAACAGGACUUUCUGAGAACUCAGUCUGACCACAUACCUUCCUGCUUAGAAUCCUCAAUUAAUCAGCUACUACCUGCCAAGGCCUAGGGGAAUGCUAAGAGCUAUCUUUACGUGCCAGGCCUGGGCUACAUGACUUGCAUGGAUUAAUUCAGCAACCUGUGAGGCAGCUACUCGGAGUACUAGAAAGUGGCAGAGCCACAUGUUAGACUUAAGGUAUCUCACUUUAAGCACUGUACUGUGACACUUCUCAUUUACUAGUUUGUUCAUUCAAAUCCAAAUCAGUCACCAAAGUCAUGUAAAGUCCCAUACUUCCAACACCAUCCUAGUUAUACUCCUCCGCAUGCCUUUCUCCACAUCCAACCAGUGGACUGAAUCUCACAUGGAGAGAAAAACUACAGUUGAGGUUGUAACCCAUAUUACCUUACUAGCAUCUUGGGGCUACUUCCUAUAGGAAGGAACCUAUGUCCUGUCACUGAUCAUUGAUCUCAGAACUGUACCCUCGACAUCUUCAGUUCUACUUUACCUCCAGUCCUGUCCCAAGCAGAAAUCACACAUCCAGCUGCACAAGGAAAAUAAACAUCACCAUUAAUCAAGACCUCUCAAUGUCCCACCCCCCAGUCUACACAUUCCCCUGCAUCGAUUCCUCCUUUUCUCCUGCACAAUCUUUCCUGGGCCCAGUAUCAAUUUUUUCCUGAUCUCAGAGGCCCUCUCCUCUCAUCUCUUCAGGAAGCUAUCUUCCUUUGUUUACUGAGCUUCCUCUGGCAUCUGUACAUUUGUUCACGUCUCACCUUGGAAAUAAAAGCCCUCCCUCUAGCUCAUGUUCAUUCUCUCUCCUUCCUUUCCUUUUCAGCUUUCUGGAAAGAGUCACCACCUGUCCCAGCAGCCUCAUGUUUGCCCCUUCAGUUUCUCAAGCCCUCCAGCCUGUCUUCCAAAUCCAUUCCUCUGACAGUAACCUUUUUGAUUCUAAAUCCAGUGGACUCAACCUCUGCCUUUCCUGUGAAGGAACAGCUAUCAGCAAUUAUUCAGCAAGUAUUUACUGGGCACAGUGUUAGGUUCUAGGAAGAAGCUAGUGGCCAAAAACCUGAGAAGCAUCCUUAAUUUCUCAUCUCUCCUUUGGCCUCCAUAUUCAAUCAUUCAGUCUCCAGAUCUAUGACUACUCCUACAAAUAUCUUGCUUCGGCUAUUUCAGCAGCUUUUUAUUUUCCUUCCUCCUGUCCAUGUUCCUAUAUCAGUAAGAUUGGUUCCUUCUCUUGUUUAAUGGUUGCCCAUUGCCUAGCUGUACCAGUUCCCAGUGUUCCUUCUCAUGCUGACAGCAUUAGCACCACCUGGACAUUUGUUAUUUGAAGAGGAGCCCCCUUAGAAUUUCUGAAUGAGAUGUUCUGGAAGUGGGUGCAUCCAUCUGUGUUAACAAGUUCUCUCACUGACUCAGACAGACUCAAGUGUGAGAACCACUGGCUUGCAGGAUGAAAUUCAAACUCCAUAGCAUAAUGUAGCACUCAUGAGCCAGCCCUUGCCACUCUUUCUUACACACCCAACAUGUAUAGGACACUCUGGUGAUACAAAAAGGUGUCUACUGUUCUCACCUCCAUGUUCCACCUACUGCCCCUCCCAGGACCUCUGGGAAACAAAAACAACCUUGUUUAUGUCUUAAGCCCAGCAGGGUUUGAGCAUAAUUGGCAUAUCUAAAGGAAGAAAAUUAAUGUGGAAACCGAGGCCAGAAUGAGGCAGUAACUUCUGAAGAAUUGGGGUUCUGACCCCAAACUUUGGCUCUCAGUCAGGGCUCUUUUCCUCAAUUCCAUUGUCUCUUGCUUUCAUUGCCUGAGAAAUUAUUCUUUUGGACUCAGAGCCUUGCAUCCUCUUGCUCUCUUUUCUUCUGGGAAUCUCUUUCCUCUUCACCAUGUUUGAUCUUCUUUCUGCAGCUCCAAGAUCAUUUUCCUUGAUAAGGAAAUGAAAAUUAAACAGUCCCUGGCGCCCUGCUUCUUUGAGUUGUCUGUCAGCAUCACAUGGUCUCUCCCAAGCCAACUCCUCUUUCUGUUCUUUGCGUUUUCCAAAUAUAGCUUUAAAAAAGGUUUUUUGACCCUCUCCUCAUAACACUCAUCUAAAUAAAUUCCAAGUUGACUAUAAAAAGUAAAUUAUAAAAAAUAUAGCCAAAGGAAGUUUUGAAGAAAUAGAAAUCAAAUCUUGCUACCAUAUGCAAAUUUAAACAAAGACUGUACCACACAACUUUGAAAAGUAUAUUUAGAAAAUAUGAGCGACAGCACAGUGGCUCAUGCCUGUGAUCCCAGCACUUGGAGGCUGAGACAUGAGGAUUGUGAGUUCUAGGCUAGCUUUUACUAUAUAGGGAGCCCCUGUCUUAAUAAAACAAGGGGGAGGACAGUAUUUUCAUGAUGGUAGAUGAGAAAACCAUUGGAAACCCAGCAGCUAAGGGGAAA